UUUUAAAACACGUGCGCUCUGUGUGUCUUUUAUUCACUGCUUUGGAGCGUAGGUAAAUACAGGCAGGUUUCUUACUUUGCUAAGUCCGACAGUUCCUACUGUCCGAUAUUUUUUAUUAUUUUAAGGUUGAUGCCUCUACAGCAAACUAUACAGUGUGGAAAAAAAUUAUGGGCCCUGGAGGGAAAGUGUUUUAAAAUAUUAAGUUUGCUCAUUUUACUAAAAGGAAUCAUUCUAAUAUUUUUAAAAAGAAACAUUUUUUUUAUUCCGCUAGUCGAUCAUUACACAUAAUGUUGAUGUUAUUUUUUUUCCAAGCAACACUCAAGUCAUACACCCGUCUAGCUGUCAUACCUACAACAUAUCCAUAAAAUCGAAUAUUUAUUCCAAAAAAUCUGAAUACAGUUUGUUUCUUCUUAAAAAAAUAGUGUUUCAUUUGAGUAAAAUGAGUUAGCUUAAGGUUUUAAGGCACUUUCCCUCCAAGGAUUGAUUUAAUCAACCCUGUAGAUAUGUGUUCAAACAUACCUACUUACAGCAUCUAUCAAUCUGGCAAAUUAAGGGGGUUUUGGCAACUAACUUGUUUUAAGACAGAAAUAAUUUGAUAACCAUACAUGUGCUAACGUGGAGCACAUUCUAAAGAUUUUAUGCAUAAGAUAUUGAUAUAUGCAUUUUAUAUACAUGUGCUCAAUAAAGAUACUUUAUUACUACUAAGAGGUUAUAAUAUUUUUAUUACUAUAAACUGUCACGUCUAAUAUUGAUAUAUUUUUUGUCCUAAAAUAUUUUGCUACAUCACUUUAGUAUUCGUGUCCCGAGUUAGCACACGCAUAAGAUAUGAGCACUAUAAAAAUCACUAACGUUUAUUCCAGCCAUUAUUUUCACUGUGUGUUGGAAAAUGUUGACUUGAUAAUAUUGCCAUGCCUGUAGCCAAUAAUGAUAAGUGUUUUGUGUGAUGCUCAGAGCACAAUCAGUGGGUCGGUGCGACGCAUCUGAGGCCUUACUACCCCGAAUCCUCCCGGUCGCAUCUCCCCCGGGGUGAUAAUCCGCGCACGCGACGCAAGCUCCGCCCGAGGGCGUGGCCGAGGACUUCCGCAGCACUCCCCCGCACAUCCCCCGCCCUCCGUCUCCGACGACCGGACGAGGCGCCUCGCUAUUAUCCCGGCUUCCUGUCCGCGAACGCUCGCUUGCACCUCCGAUAUAUUGAUUUGUUUAUUUUUUUUCCCGCGCAAACAACGACAAAUAAGACGGACGUAGCACUUCCGAGUGGCCUCCCGUGACGGUAAAAUCGGACGCUGGCGCGGCCGCCGGCCGCGACGCCGCGAGAUGGACCGUGUGCAGAGUGCUAAGCCUUCACCUAGUGCCAAAGAUGGAGCUAUCAAUUAAGUAAAGGGUGGACUUCCGCGGACUGAAGUGCGCCACAGCCACGGCACUCAGAGCAGGAAUCAAAGCUGCAAUGUACGAAAGCAGUUGUUCUUACGCCGGGGCCUUGGAACUAAAACGUAGUGCACUUAAAGAGGAACCCUGGCCAACCACAGAAUGGCCCCCAUACCGGCUUCACCAAUCAACUUUCGAGCAGCUGAAACAGAGCGUCGAAAAGGCCAAAGCGGCUCUUCAAGACCGCUCCGGACUGCUGGGCACGGCGACGGCGUUCGGUGACUUCUACGGUGGGCAGCUGGGCCAAGACGCCACCAGCACCGCCCUUGGCUUCGGCAGGACCUCGCGGACAGAGGACUCUAUGCUAGGCGCUAUAGAUAAAAGCAAAGCUCUAGGAUCAGACAAACUGACCACCGGUCUUGGAAAGGGCUACUCCACGCCGACGCUGUCCGAUUCUCUUCGUGCCACCAAAUGUUCAGAUGCCUCAUACAAAAGCACUUGGUCUACACAUGCAUCAUCCCAGGGAUCACAAGGCUAUGGCACCAACUCGUUGUCCGCCAUGUCAAAGUCCUCACUCGACGCGCACACGCAUCUUCGUCAGCCUGAUCCUUAUCAAAUGUUUGGUCCAACGAGUAGUCGUCUGGCGAAUUCAGGGUCAGGUCAAAUACAACUCUGGCAGUUCCUGCUGGAACUUUUGAGUGACUCGAGCAACGCAGGCUGCAUCACCUGGGAAGGCACCAACGGCGAGUUCAAGCUGACCGACCCGGAUGAGGUGGCGCGUCGGUGGGGCGAGCGCAAGUCCAAGCCCAACAUGAACUACGACAAACUGAGCAGGGCCCUCAGAUACUACUAUGACAAGAACAUCAUGACUAAGGUCCAUGGCAAACGCUAUGCCUAUAAAUUCGACUUCCAAGGGCUAGCAGCGGCCACGCAACCGGCGGCGAGCGAUCCGGCAUAUAAAUAUCAAAGCGAUCUUUUCAUGAGCUCUUACCACCACUCGGCAAAGCUCUCGUCGUUUAUGGCUCCCCACGCAGCCAUGCCAACAUCAACAGCGUCGAUUUUCCCGUCGGCGUCGUGGAGCAACUGGGGCGGUGGGGGGAGCAACCUCUACUCCCCCCACUCUAUGGCCCCACCCCACGUGACGUCGCAUCUGGGCUCGUAUCCGCACUACGCAUGACCAGCCAUAUAAUUCGACGAUACACCAAACGACGACUGUAAUAUGGAUAUACUUUUUGUUAAUUAUUAUUUAUAAUUUUUUACGCUUCUCUUGUCUAUGUACCUACGGUUAACUUUUAACUCGUUAUUAGCUAUAUUUUGCCAAACACUUGUUAUAAUGCCCACGAGGACGGUUCUCGGUACACCUGGUCUGUGGUAUUGAUAAGGUUCAGUUGACUGGAAAACAAACAAAAACCAAAGUGAAUGGGUAUUGAAGAGGGUUUCUCAGAGUAGCAACCUUGUGGGGGGGAGGGGAAUUAGCGACAAUGUAACGCUGUUGACUGUGAAGGGUAUUUUGUAUAUUGUAAGAAUUAUAUGUAAAAUAAAUGUGUAUUUAUUCCUUUGACAUAUUGGACUAGGAAAAAAAUACAAAUCGAACCUCGGCUUGUAAAUAAACAAUGUCGAAUCCACAGUCACUUGUUCCAAUUAAUAAUGAAUUCCUACAGCUAUACAACCACCAAGAAUGUAUAAUUAUGUUUUCCGUUAAAAUAAUUUAUGUGGAAGGUCUCUGUAAGUAAUAUAUUUCCAUUGCGUAUACUAAUAACUUUACGAUUAUGCUUCUUACAUUUUUGUUUUUAUGUAAUAUCUAUAUCAAACCGCGUAAAUCAAGUAUCAAGACGAGUAAAGAGACAAAAUGUUAUGGUUGCCAACUUCCCUAGUUAAAUUGUUUUUAUUGUGAGAAAAAAUAAAGAGUGAAUUGUGAAACGCAA
Cydia pomonella (codling moth) is the source of this 3290-nucleotide messenger RNA. It is a transcript of the gene Ets65A, whose product is annotated as DNA-binding protein D-ETS-3. The record is from RefSeq and is a predicted model, not a curated record. Lineage: Eukaryota; Metazoa; Arthropoda; Insecta; Lepidoptera; Tortricidae. Gene Ontology annotation, molecular function: sequence-specific DNA binding; DNA-binding transcription factor activity, RNA polymerase II-specific. Gene Ontology annotation, biological process: regulation of transcription by RNA polymerase II; cell differentiation. The transcript has 9 exons. Gene Ontology annotation, cellular component: nucleus. Bases 1445 to 2542 code for a protein of 365 amino acids.